GUGGUAAGAACGACCACUCUACCUAGGUAACCGUGGAUUGGCUGAAGCUGCGAGUCACACAAGAAUCCUCAGGCGCGAUGUGAAAGACGCCUGGAAACUAUAGAUAGCCGACUUUGGUGGCCACAACGCCACCUCGCGCACACAUCCUGCACCAUAGCCCAUCGCACAACGCACCUCAGCCUUUGAAGGUUCUAUUUGAGCCACACGACCAUGGACGCUGGUUGGGAUGAGUUGGAGCGCAUGGCGCAUGCGGCAUCAGCCUCUGACGCCCAAAUUGCCUCCCAAUACCCGGCACAGGAAAGUAUAGAGCGCUGGAUGCGACUCUUCGGAUAUUCCCGAAUCGACGCUGUCCGUCUAAUCAGUGAUCAACGUGGAGACGUUACCCGGCAGCGAAUCACCGACGAUCACUGGGAACUCGUGCGAACCGAAAAGGAAGCCCUAGGCUACGAUCGCGAGGCUUAUGAGCACAAUCUGUCACUUCUCAAAGUCUUCAAGAGCCAGAGCGCCUUCAUACCAACUUCCGGAGCCGGCGGGGAGAUGAUGCUUCUUUUCAGAUUGGGUGGACUAUUGAGCUCUGCAGAGAAAGUGCAAGAGGUUGCCAGCCUGGAUCGUGUACCCGUUGAGCAAGAGGGAAUGAGUGAGAUGGGUCCCGUCAAGUUUUGUCUGGUGGACAAAGACGCACAGAAGAAACUUGAGGAAUGGCUCACGCAGCAGUCCGUCCUCCAGCAAUAGCUGCGACUCUGACGGGUUUGUGCGAGGGAGAAUUAGUGCUAGUCAGUACUGCAGUCAUCUUAUCAUGACGCUUGGGAACAGCUGUACCAUGCGCUCAUCAGGUCGCUGAAUGCAACACAAUCACAUCCAUCUAAGAUCGACUGCGGCUGGAACAGCCACCCCCCUUUUUUUUUUGUUGAGAAAAGAGUCUCAAUAUCUACCUCCCACGCUGGACAACAGAAACAACGUCGGGGU
Alternaria rosae is the source of this 966-nucleotide messenger RNA. RefSeq lists its product as uncharacterized. NCBI's taxonomy places the organism in Eukaryota, Fungi, Ascomycota, Dothideomycetes, Pleosporales, Pleosporaceae. The transcript has 2 exons. Bases 211 to 732 code for a protein of 173 amino acids. The record is from RefSeq and is a predicted model, not a curated record.